AUGGACAGUCGUGCUGCGGAACUUAUUCUCCGCGAACGGGACAUUUUCCCAUCUGGUUCCGAGAACAUACUGUUGCUGAACAACUCUUUCGUUCUGGAAAUGUUCUUUAGGAUAACGCAGCUGUAUCACUUUAAGAACUUUAUCUUUUACAUAUCCGAGAGGCUGGACCUUAAGAACAAGGACUCCCAGGAGUUCUUUCACGACUUCUGGACCUACUUUCCAAUGGCUCCCAAUUUGAUUAUCACUCGGGAACACCAGGUGGCCACACCGAUGAUGCAGUUCAUCAGCACUCCAUCGCUGGUGAUGAUUUUCACAACGGGCAAAGAGGAUCCCAUAAUGGAGGUGGCUGCUCAGAGUCUGCGAGGGAUUCGCUGGCUAAAGACGAUAUUCAUACUCUUCCCCAGCAUCGAAAGUAGGGAGUUCGACUCGAGUCUGGAGUCAUUUGCCCACUUUAAGGCUGGGAUCAAGAACAUCUACGAUUGGGUGUGGAGCAAGCAGUUCAUCAACACCUUGUUGGUCACCAUCAAGGAUAGUGUCUUUGUGCUGGAUCCCUAUCCCACGCCAUUGGUGGUUAACAAGACGGGCGAAUGGAGGGCUGAGGAUUUCUUCCAGAAGUAUGCCAAGAAUAUGAAGGGCUAUGUGGUAAGAACACCCAUCUUGUACGAUAUGCCAAGGGUCUUUAAAUCGGAUAGGCCCACCAAUAGAUAUGAAAAGAACUUUGUCCACGGCACCAGUGGUAGUUUAUUCCUGGGUUUCCUUGAGUUCGUCAAUGCCACUCUUUUGGAUACCAGUGUAAAUAUGACAGUUGGCUAUUUGAAUAUGACAGACCUGCUGGACUUGGUCGCCCAAGGAGUGUACGAGACCCUCAUCCACUCCUUCACCGAAAUAACCACCAAGUAUGUGGUCAGCUAUAGCUAUCCCAUUGGCAUCAACGACUGCUGCAUCAUGGUGCCCUUUCGGAAUCAAUCCCCCGCAGAUCAGUACAUGCGGGAGGCUCUCCAAAAUAAUGUUUGGAUACUAAUCAUCCUAUUUACUCUAUAUAUAGCUUUGGCUAUUUGGCUGUGUUCGCCCCUGAGACCUCGUGACCUCAGCGCCGCCUUCCUGCAGUCCAUCUGCACUCUGACCUACAGUGCGCCCACCUUCAUCAUUCGAACGCCAACGCUGCGUAUGCGCUAUCUGUACAUUGUGCUGGCCAUCUGGGGCAUAGUCACCUCGAAUCUGUACAUUUCCCGGAUGACCAGCUACUUCACCACUGCCCCACCGCAACGGCAGGUGAACACGGUGCAGGAUGUGGUGGAGGCGAACCUGCGUAUCAAAAUGCUGGCCGUCGAGCAUGAAAGGAUGGCCAAAUCACCGCUUCAAUAUCCAGAGAGCUAUAUGCGCCAGGUGGAUUUGGUGGACAAACACAUGCUGGACCUGCAUCGCGACCCAUUCAACACCUCCUUUGGCUACACGGUGAGCAGCGACCGCUGGCGAUUCCUGAACAUGCAGCAGCUGCAUUUGUGGAAACCGAUCUUCCGGUUGACCGACAUCUGCGAGGGUCCCUUCUACCAUGUCUUUCCCAUGCACCGGGACUCCCACCUGCGCUCGCCCAUGACCGAGUACAUCAUGAUCGCCCAGCAGGCGGGCCUCAUGAACCACUGGAAGCGCGAGGCUUUCUGGGAGGCAGUGCACCUCCACCGCAUCCAGGUGCAUCUCUUCGACGAGGAGCCUAUUGCCCUGACCCUUGACUUCUUCGUCAGCGUUCUGCGCACCUGGACCUUGGGUCUCAUUCUGUCCGGACUGGCUUUUGCCGCCGAGAUGAAGUGGCACGAGCACGUUACCCACAAGCGGCGACCUGUCAUUGGACUGACCCGCAAGCCAAGGUCGUUUCUCCGGCGAUUCAUGAAAUUGUGA
Drosophila subpulchrella is the source of this 1896-nucleotide messenger RNA. RefSeq lists its product as uncharacterized. The transcript has a single exon. Lineage: Eukaryota; Metazoa; Arthropoda; Insecta; Diptera; Drosophilidae. The record is from RefSeq and is a predicted model, not a curated record. The coding region runs from base 1 to 1896 and encodes 631 amino acids.